UGGACAGCGGAAGGGAAGCAUGGCUGCGGCUUGUGCACCGCCGCCUCUGGAUAAGGGGCAGAUUAAAAAAGCAGUUCACGCCCUGCUUGCUCACCACAAGACCAGGCAGAAAACAGGAGAGAAGGUGCUCCUGAAUGAAGACUUGAAUUUCUUUUUGACGGUCACAGUAUGGAAAAUCCCAGCAUGUGAACAAGUAGUCAAAAUAACACUGCCCCAUGGCAUUUUGCCUGCCUCCGCGGAGGUCUGCCUGUUUACCAAGGAUGAGCCUGGCUUAACAGCUGAACAGACGGAGAACUUGUACAAGAAACUCUUGAGUCAGCAUGGGAUCACAAAAGUCUCUGAGGUCAUUUGUUACAAAACCCUGAAAAGCGAAUACAAGUCAUUUGAAGCAAAGCGUCGUCUUCUGAACAGAUUUUCUCUUUUUCUGUCUGAUGACCGCAUUCGAAGGCUUUUACCAUCUCAUAUAGGGAAGCACUUUUAUAGGAGCAAAAAGUCUCCUCUCUCUGUGAACUUGAAAGCCACGAAACUCGACAAGGAAAUAAAUGGGCUUAUCCAAGGAACCACUCUUCCAGUCACCAACAAGGGUUGCUGCUUUACUGCACGCGUUGGCCAUACUGGGAUGACUGCAGAGAAAAUAGUAGAAAAUGUUAUCGCUAUUGUGGCAGCGAUUGCUGCUAAAGCUCCUAAGGUCUCUCGAAGCAUUAAAAUUCUUCACCUCAAAACUGAAAAAUCGGUCGCUCUUCCAAUCUUUCACCGGAGUCAUCCAGGUUCAGAGGCCCUUCAGAAAUCAACGGGCAUAAAAGGGCAAAAGAUUAAAAAGAAGAACAAGAAGAAAAAGAAUCAGACGAAUGAAAGUAAAGGGCAGACUCCAGGCAAAGCCAGAGAGCUGGCUGCAAAUGUCCCAGCUCCUGGAAGUCUGAAGAGAGAGAAGGAGGUGGAAAUCUCAGAUGCUGUGGGACCAGAGCAGGAAGACGAUGAGGGGAUUCCGCUGCUGGUGCCGAUUGAAACCUGUGUGCAAAAAGAUAAGGUGGCAGAGACUAGACCUUCUCCAAAGAAAGGAGUUGAGGUGGACCCCAAAGGCCUUCUCCCUGGCAAGAGAAAGUCCUCUUUGUCUCUAGAGGCUCCCAUUACAGAACUGGAAAUUCCUAAGGAUGGGUCAAGCCUGAAGACCCCAAAACUGCUCAAGCGAGGCAAGAUAGCCAAGCCUCCGAAACAAGAGGUCACGGCUAAGGAGUUGGCAAAGACUUCCCCGAAGCCAGAAACGAAGUCUGCAGUGAACCCCAGAAGGAAGAAAGCCGUAAUGUCUGCAAAGAAGGCCCUCAGAACACCAAAACAAGCAGUUAGGAAAACAGUAUUGUUAAAGUCAGUGUGACCAAUGCUGCAUCAUAAAAUUGUGAGCUGGUUUUUUUAAAAAAACAAAUCAAAAACCCAGAUGUUUAGCAAAGAAGAUAGCUUGAAUUGUUUCUCCUCCUGUUGCUAAAUGUAUAAUUUACUUGUUGCUAUCUGCAGUCACUGUUUGUGGGGCUGUACAAACUGAUUUUUUACUCUCAUCUAUAAAAUCAGACAUUAUUUUCAACACAUGAGUUAUAUCAUAAUGUUGUUCUGCCACUUAAUUCAGUUUCCAUUCUUCCAACACGAUACACACCAGAUCUUGCAGUCUGAUUUUAAAGUAAGUUUAGUUGGAUAUAAGCAGAUUUACUGCCACUGACUUGGUUAGGACUUGGAGGGUUGGAGAAGGGGAAUCAAAAUAUUUAUCUGAGUUUCUUUUCCAAAUUGGUGCUUUUCAGAUAUUUGACUUUGUUAAUCCAGCUUCUGUCAUCUUGUGUUUAUAGAAAUUGUUUAUAGAAACU
Messenger RNA from Eublepharis macularius, 1850 nucleotides. It is a transcript of the gene RSL1D1, whose product is annotated as ribosomal L1 domain containing 1. The transcript has 9 exons. Bases 20 to 1372 code for a protein of 450 amino acids. NCBI's taxonomy places the organism in Eukaryota, Metazoa, Chordata, Lepidosauria, Squamata, Eublepharidae. The record is from RefSeq and is a predicted model, not a curated record.